This is a messenger RNA of Cornus florida, 1071 nucleotides long. RefSeq names its product allene oxide cyclase, chloroplastic-like. The transcript is spliced from 3 exons. The record is from RefSeq and is a predicted model, not a curated record. Lineage: Eukaryota; Viridiplantae; Streptophyta; Magnoliopsida; Cornales; Cornaceae. Gene Ontology annotation, molecular function: allene-oxide cyclase activity. Gene Ontology annotation, biological process: jasmonic acid biosynthetic process. The coding region runs from base 86 to 829 and encodes 247 amino acids.
CAGAAAUCCUCAUCAGACCCAUUCCUAAACUUGUUACUGCUUUCUCUCUCUACUCUCUCUCUCUCUCUCUCUCUCUCCUCAGAUCAUGGCUGCUGCUUCUUCAACCUCUGCUGCUCUCAGAACCUUCUCUUCCGCCGCCAAGCUCUCACCCACCGCCACUCCACCUGCCCAAAAACUCCUACACUUCAAGCUCUCCAACCCCUUUCUCUCCCAAAACCUCAGCCUCACCACCACCACCACCACCACCACCAGACGAUCAUUCACUUGCAAGAGCCAGAGCAACCCAUCAGACUCUCCAAGACCCACUAAAGUUCAAGAACUGUUUGUGUAUGAGAUGAAUGAGAGAGACCGUGGAAGCCCAGCUUAUCUCCGAUUGAGCCAGAAAUCUGUCAAUUGCCUCGGCGAUCUUGUCCCUUUUAGCAACAAAUUGUAUACCGGAGACCUGACGAAGCGGUUGGGAAUAACGGCGGGUCUAUGCAUUUUGAUCAAGAACGAACCGGGGAAGAAAGGUGACCGGUACGAGGCGAUAUACAGUUUUUACUUUGGGGACUACGGUCACAUAGCGGUGCAGGGUGCGUACUUGACCUACGAGGACACGUUUCUGGCUGUGACUGGUGGAUCAGGAAUCUUUGAGGGUGUGACCGGUCAGGUUAAGCUGCAGCAGAUUAUUUUCCCCUUCAAGUUGUUCUACACUUUCUACUUGAAGGGUAUACCGGACCUGCCGGUUGAGUUGCUGGGCACGCCGGUUGCGCCGUCGCCCGAGGUGGUGCCGUCGCCGGAAGCCAAGGCUUGCGAGCCUGGGUCCACCAUUCCCAAUUUCACUGAUUGAAUAAUGUUCAAUCAUGAUGAUAGAGAUGUACGACUAACUCUACUUUAUUGUAUUUGUAUUGCUUUUUGUUUUGUUUUUUUGGGGUUUUAUUUACGUCAUGUUGUUGAGAAAGGUUAUGAAUUGUAGUGGACCUAGUGGUGGAUAGUGGAAUUUUAGUUGGAGUCCACUCACUCCUCAUGUAUUUUGUAGGGAUUUUCAUUGCAUGAAUAAAUAAUGUUGUACAACAACUCAACAGUGGAAAA